AUGGUCACAUAUGUGCAGCUUGCCAUUUCUGCCAACAUGCUGGGCAUGUCGCUUUUCUUGCUUAUUGUUUUCUAUCACUAUGUGGUUGUCAACAAUCCCAAGAAACAGGAAUGA
Molecule: messenger RNA, 114 nt
Organism: Chrysochloris asiatica (Cape golden mole)
Lineage: Eukaryota; Metazoa; Chordata; Mammalia; Afrosoricida; Chrysochloridae
Product: dolichyl-diphosphooligosaccharide--protein glycosyltransferase subunit 4-like
Exons: 1
Coding region: 1-114 (37 amino acids)
Cellular component (GO): oligosaccharyltransferase complex
Source: RefSeq, a predicted model, not a curated record